This is a messenger RNA of Gadus morhua (Atlantic cod), 1460 nucleotides long. It is a transcript of the gene spra, whose product is annotated as sepiapterin reductase a. The record is from RefSeq and is a predicted model, not a curated record. The coding region runs from base 176 to 976 and encodes 266 amino acids. Gene Ontology annotation, molecular function: sepiapterin reductase (NADP+) activity. Gene Ontology annotation, biological process: tetrahydrobiopterin biosynthetic process. The transcript has 3 exons. Lineage: Eukaryota; Metazoa; Chordata; Actinopteri; Gadiformes; Gadidae.
AGCUCUACGGUUCAACGGGAGCAGUGACGGGGUGACUCAUAUGUUUCUAAUCUCCAGGGGGCGUGUUUUAUAGCGCCACGUUAUUUAAGUAGACAGUGAACAUAUCUACGUUAACAUACACGUCUUAGUUCCCUGGUCCUUUUUUACCAGCAUUUAAUUGACAUCUCCUGACAACAUGCAAGCCCUCGACGCGAAAGACCUGGGGAGAGCCUUGUGCAUCAUCACCGGAGCUUCUCGCGGAUUCGGCCGAACCACAGCCCUCCAGAUCUCCGAGCUGGUCAAGCCCAAAUCCGUGCUGGUCCUAGCCGCUAGAAAUGCCGAAGCCCUGCAGACGCUCCAAGCCGAACUGGCCGCUUCUAAAGCUGGAAAAGCGGGCGUCAUCGUUAAAUAUGUAGUCGCAGAUCUGGGGGUGAAAGAGGGGGUGGAAAGUGUUGUUAAGGCGGUCAAAUUACACUCCUCUGAAGACUUUGAUCACCUUAUACUGGUCAAUAACGCAGGCUCUCUGGGGGCGUUGCGCUACGCUAAGACCUUAACGGACAUGGCGGAGGUGACCUCCUACAUGGCGUUCAACCUCAGCUCGGCCGUGUGCCUGACGGCUGGCGUGCUGGAGGCGUUCCCGCGGCGCGAGGGCCUGCGGCGGACCGUGGUGAACGUGUCGUCCCGCUGCGCCCUGGAGCCCUUCCAGUCUUGGGGGCUGUACUGCAGCGGGAAGGCGGCCCGCGACAUGAUGUUCAAGGUGCUGGCCUUGGAGAGCCCCGACCUCAGGGUGGUCAACUACUCCCCGGGCCCACUGGACACCGGCAUGCAGCUAGAAGCCCGGACCCUCACGGAGGACGACAGUCUCAGGAACACCUUCGCAGACAUGUUCUCCAAGGGCAAACUGCUCACCUGUGAAGCGUCCUGCGCUAAGCUAACGACGCUACUGCUCAAAGACGAAUACACCAGCGGAGCACAUGUCGACUUUUACGACGUCUAGAUGUUUUAAAUUAGAUUUUAGGGACAUUACUGUUUAAAUCCAAAUCUUUUAACAGGUAACAUUCAAAGGUCCGGUGUUGAAUGGGUAAUAUAUAGUUUUACAAUCUGUGAUGCCAUCGGACUGCGGAGGAGCAAGGGUGUUUUAUUGAACGAUCAUUAUAAAUGACGUUGUUUCAAAAGUGCUUUGAUUGGUUAAUGAUAGAAUUUUGUUGAUCAGUGUGAAAUGGCAUAUGAAUGCACUGCACUAUGUUUCCAACCAAACCCAAGGAACCAGAGGUAUAUAGUUACGUGUUUAUUUUCUACAAUCCUAAAUUUGUACUGUUGUGAGAUAACUGUCAUUGUGCCUUAACUGUUAAUCAACUGUCACUAUUGUUUACUUAGUCUAAGCUUACUAUCUGUUAUUAAUGUUAGUAGUGUUUGUCCAGAAUUUACUUCAUACAUUCCUCUACAAAACUGUAAACGAAUAAAACCCAAACCAAAAAAUA